CGAGAACUAAAAGUAAUGCAAAAGCGUAAGAGAGUAAAUGUAACGGGCAAAGCGAAAGAAAGAAUGUACAUACUUAAGUAAAAGAGGGAUUAGCGUAAGCAUAAAGAAGUUUCAAAAUUGCGCGGGAGAGUGUUGGCCGUAGUGCCAACCUCCUAGGCGCGUGACCGACAGAGUUCGUUGGGCAAAAAGGGACGGUAAAGUCUCUAAAGAACGCCACCCGGAUGCAAAAAUGCAUCCCAUUUUUCCGAACCGGUAAAUCAUACCCGGUGGUGGGGACACAUUCCCCUUCGCUGGUUUAGACCGCCAUUUUCCCUGGAAGGAUGUCGAGCGUGCUUGAGGGUGACUACCACUGCAUACAUACAUUCUGUUUAACAAAAAUUACAUUAACAAAUCCUGCAAAAUACACGCGUUGCGGAAUAGAUUUGAUGAAUUUUUUGAACAUGACGAAUAACGAUGAUGCGGAUAUCAAUCAGAAGAACAUAAAAAUCUUCGUCAGGGUUUUCCCAUUCGAGAAGUUGUGUGAAUCUUGUGCAAAGAUUGACACGGAACGGAAGAAAAUAUACAUAAGAUGUUUGCAAGAAAUGCAAUCGAACCGAAUCGCCACAUCGAAAGAACCAUCUUACUGGUGUUUUCAAGUUGAUGACAUCUUUCACGAUUCCUCCCAAGAAGAGGUCUAUCGUGUUUCAACGGAAGAUCUUGUGCCAAAAAUGUUAGAUGGAGUAAAUUGCAUAUUAAUGGGCUACGGACAAACAGGCUCCGGGAAGAGCUUCACUAUUAGCGGUCUGAGAAACAAUUGGGAACACAGAGGGCUGAUUGCACGACUAAUAUCUCAGAUGUUCGCUGAGAAACGACGUAAGAAGAAAAGUAACAAGAUACAAUAUUGUGUGAGUUACGUUGAGUUGCAUGGAAGAGAAGCAAAAGACCUGUUAACUUACGACGAAAAUAGAGUUAGGAUAAAUGAUAGAGAUCCUUUCAAGGAUAUAUCUGUGGUAAUGGUGGAGAACGCAGAGGAAGCUCUUCGAAAGGUUUUCGAAGGAGAAGUACGAAGAUCGAGCGUAAAAGGUUCGACGUAUCCUGUGUCCCAUUUGGCCACUGCUCUGAUCACUUUCCACGUGUCUAAUAUCAGCUUAAUUACAUCUUGGGGUACUGUAACCACGGCCAAAAUGCAUAUCGUUGAAAUGGCUGGUACAGGAACAGUAGGAAAAAGUAGUAAUUGCUGGAAAGCAGCCACAGAUGUUGGUAUAGCUAAUUUAACGAAAACUCAGCUAGAGCAAUUUUUCUCGUAUCUAUCAGCAGGAAGAAUAUCUGCUAGUACUCUGAUACGUUCCAGUAAUUUGUUAAAGAUCCUGGGCAAUGCUUUUUCAGUUUCAUCUAUAAUUCGAUUCAUAUCUCACGUUCGAAUCAAGGAAGAGGAUUUGAAUAUCACGUUGUCCACUUUAAAAUUGACAGCAAAAAUCGCGAAAUUCAAAUCGGUCAGAGUACGAGAAAACGUGAAACACCAGCCAGAUUUAUUGUUACACAGACUUCAGGAUCAAGUUAACGCUUUGAAGAAGGAAUUGAUGAUAAACGACUUGUUCCUUCAGCAAGAACAUCUGAUGAAUAUCUCUGAAUCACGAAUGGAACAAAUCAAUCGAAGUGUCGUUAAUUUUUUGAACGGCAACAUUUCGGAUUUCACAUUGUUCAGCGUGUCUCAGGCUGAAAUAUUGUUGAAGAGUAUCAAGGAUUUAUACAACAGAUUAAUUGCAAAGGAGCUCGAAGUUGAAAAGUUGAAAGAGACAUACGAGAAUCUUACGAGAAGUAUCACGCAGAUUAAUGCGUUAUCAACAUUACCUAAGGAAAGCAUUUUACUUGCCGAUGACAAGAAGAGUACACAAGAAAUCGAACAGUCUUCAAAAGAAACAUACAAAAAAGUCGGAAGUUUAAAUGACUCUGGUAUGACUUUGGGUCCUUAUACAGAAGAAGGGGAGGUAGAAGAAGAAAAUGAUGAUGAUGAAGAAGAAGAAGAAGUUGGUACUAACGAAACGCUGAAAAUUCGGAAGAAUUCAAGAAAGGAUGAAAUUCAUAAAAUUCAUGUUUCACAGGUUCGACAAAUGUUCGACCGUUUUCUGAAAGAAAAGAAGGAGUAUGGAAGAAUGAAGGAGAAGUUGGAUAGAAUUGAGAAAACACUGUUUGUAGUUCGACAUAAAUUCUCAAACACGAUUGAAAAAUACUUUCAGGCAAAAAGGAAUUUGGAGAACAUACAGGAUAAAUUGAGUAAACAUCAGCAAAUUCGAUACAUUAUGGAGAGAGAAAUUUGUAACGAAAGGAAGCACGAAGUUCCGGAAAUUGAAAAGAUCAUCCAUCGAGAUGUUCUGUGUCACCAAAAAGUGCUAGUAAAUUUAGAGGAAAAAGUCGAACAAGAACAAGAAGAGAUUGAUAAAUUAUUUGAGCAACAAGCUGAUUUGUGUUCGGAGUUAGAAUUAGGGUUUCGUGAAUACUGUAAAACAAUGGAUCUGUUAUUAUGUCACACCGAUAAACCCAUGAAAAUGUUAUUGGCACCUAUCGAUCAAGAAUCCCUGGAAAUAAUACGACGAAAAUUCAACAAGUACCAACGCGGAAUGUUUCGCAAGAUUGAGGACACGGCAAAAUCGACGAAAGUGCAUUUCAAUUCUAACCGAACGUGAAGGCGUAUUAAUUAUAAACAUGAUAAAAAAUAUAUAAUUUAUAGCAAUAGAUACUGAAGUUUAAUGUAGAUGUAACAGAAUAAAUACAUUUCAAGCUACA
Messenger RNA from Osmia lignaria (orchard mason bee), 2763 nucleotides. RefSeq names its product kinesin-like protein KIF9. Gene Ontology annotation, cellular component: kinesin complex; microtubule. Gene Ontology annotation, biological process: microtubule-based movement. The record is from RefSeq and is a predicted model, not a curated record. NCBI's taxonomy places the organism in Eukaryota, Metazoa, Arthropoda, Insecta, Hymenoptera, Megachilidae. Gene Ontology annotation, molecular function: microtubule binding; ATP hydrolysis activity; ATP binding.